Molecule: messenger RNA, 576 nt
Organism: Chenopodium quinoa (quinoa)
Lineage: Eukaryota; Viridiplantae; Streptophyta; Magnoliopsida; Caryophyllales; Amaranthaceae
Exons: 1
Coding region: 1-576 (191 amino acids)
Source: RefSeq, a predicted model, not a curated record
AUGAUUGGGAAGGGAUGCAACCUUGAUGAGUACCAUCGUGCUUGGGUGAUAAUAUGGGGUAUGGAAGCUUCACCUAAGGUCCGCCACUUUUUCUGGCGCUUCUGCUCAAAUAUUCUGCCAACAAAGGCCCUGCUGAAGCAUCGUCACCUACUGGAAGAUGCCUCUUGCCCAUGGUGUGGGAACGAAGAGGAGACGAGCAAUCAUGCUAUCUUUGACUGUAUUAGAGUUAAAGAUCUGUGGGAGGAAAGUGGGUGUUCGAGCUUAAUUUGUGACAGUAGAGGCAGUGCCUGCGACAUGGUAGAGAGAUGGAGGAGUCAGGAUGCAAAAAAGAUGCAAACUGCAGCCUUCCUCGCGUGGCUGAUUUGGAAUGAGCGCAACAAUUAUGUGUUCUCUGGGAACACAACUCCCCACAAUGUCUUGAUGAGGCGUUUGAGGAGGCUGGUGGAAGAUUAUGGAGCGUAUGCAAAGAAGAUCUACGGAAUUGCGAGACCAGCAGCAAAGCACAGCCCAUCUAAGUGGCUUCCUCCGUCAAAUUCAGUGAUAAAGUUAAAUGCAGAUGCAAGUUUGGUGGAUUAA